Molecule: messenger RNA, 5779 nt
Organism: Galleria mellonella (greater wax moth)
Lineage: Eukaryota; Metazoa; Arthropoda; Insecta; Lepidoptera; Pyralidae
Gene: eys
Product: protein eyes shut
Exons: 22
Coding region: 165-4889 (1574 amino acids)
Biological process (GO): heterophilic cell-cell adhesion; establishment or maintenance of epithelial cell apical/basal polarity
Cellular component (GO): protein-containing complex; plasma membrane
Molecular function (GO): calcium ion binding
Source: RefSeq, a predicted model, not a curated record
CCACGAGACCUAUAUUUCGUUCCACUGUGCUUUACCGUACUGAGUUGCCUUUACCUUUGUAAUUUUAUAAUCUAGUGGUAGUAUAAGUGAGUGUUUACUUUUAAGACCAUGUUGCUGUUUAUGGGCUAACCUCGGCUGCAGAGCUAGACAUCUAGCUAGAUAAUAUGUUUAGCGAACAGGGUGGCGUUGUGCGCGCAAUUUGGUGGAUGCUAGCAGCACUGAAAGUGGUAUCUGCUGGAAUCUCAUGUCUUAGUAACCCUUGCUUACAUGGCAUUUGUAUUGACGACAUCAACAGUACAUACUCAUGUUAUUGUGUGGAUGGAUAUACUGGGGUGCAGUGCCAAACGAAUUGGGAUGAGUGCUGGUCGUCCCCCUGUCAGAAUGGAGGCACGUGUAUCGACGGCAUAGCCUCAUAUAAUUGCUCCUGUCCCGAUGGAUUUAUUGGGGACAACUGCGAGACGAAUUACAACGAAUGUGAAUCGAACCCGUGCCUCAACAAUGGCACUUGUAUCGACAUGACCAACGGAUACGUGUGCUCCUGUAUCCCGGGCUUCUCUGGACACCACUGCGAGGUGGAUGUGGCUGUAUGCAACACCACCGAGGAGGUCCGAUGCUACAACGGAGCCAAGUGUAUCGAGGGGCCUGGCUUUAAGUUUUAUUGCGAAUGUUUGCCAGGUUGGGCCGGACGAUUUUGCGAAGAACAAAUCGAUGAAUGCCAAUCGAAUCCUUGCCAGAACGGUGGAGUUUGUAUCGAUGUUCAUGCUGAUUAUAUGUGUGCCUGUACAUUUGGUUACACAGGCAAAAGUUGUGAAGUACAGAUAGAAUUCUGCGAUGAAAAUUCUUGCAGUAACAAUGCACUAUGCGUGGUGGAAGAGGGCAUGCGAGUAUGCUACUGUGUACCCGACUAUCAUGGGGAACGGUGUGAGCUCCAAUAUGACGAGUGUCUGCUAGGACCAAGAUGCAUGAAUGGAGGUACUUGCAUUGACGGUGUUGAUAACUUCACAUGCUCGUGUCCUCCAAAACUCACAGGAACUUUAUGCGAAUGUUUGAUACUAGACGAUGGUUCCUAUGAUUGUGAAUAUGUUAGUCCUACGCCACUGCCUGCAUCUACGCAAUCUGUCUUAUUGACUACUAUGCACGAAGACAUAACUGAUAUAACUACGUCAUACUCAACGACUUACAAUGAUACAAUAGCAAAAACAAUAACAACAACAGAUACUGAACUUUUGACCACUACAACAAUUGAAAUGACCACCUCCACAGAAAUAACUGAAAAAUCAACUAAAGAAAGUGUUACCAAAGUAACUGAUAAAACGAAAGGAGAUCAAACUGAUGAAACAACUGAAACAGCUAAAACAACAGUUGUGGAACCUGUGACAGAGAAAGAAGUUACCGAAACAUCGGAAACACAAAGUAUAAUAACGAUAGAAUCAGAUAACUCAAAAACAGAAACAACUACGCAAUGUAAAGAAGGUUGUGAGCAAACAACAACUUCAGUUAAAGUUGUAGAUGGAACCAGUACAGAAAUUACUAAAGUGGAUACUGUAGUAACUCAAGUUGUAGAAAUUACUGAAGUAACAAUACCUACAACAGAGUCAACCAUACCUAUUACUAAAUCAACUGCUGAAGAAACAACAGCUGAGAUAACUACUACACCUAAAGGUGACAUAACAACAGAGAAAAUGUUUACAGACAUUCCUACUGAACAUCCAAGUACAGAAAUUCCUACAUCCUACGUAACUUUAACGACAGAAUCUAUGGAACCAGUGACAGGCACCGAUAAUACAACAUAUGCAUAUACCACUGUACAAUCAGAGUGUACUGACAGCGUCUGUAAUAAUAACGGAAAUUGCAUCACCUCUCCACAUGGUAUCAGAUGUCACUGCAACUUUAAUUAUGCGGGAAGAUUCUGUGAAGAGAAAAUAACAAUUUCUUCAGCUGCUUUCGGAGGGAACUCAUUUAUAACACAUAAACUACGCAACAGUACUUCUAUCGAUAUAGAAUUCAAUGCGAAGACUCUUAUAACAGAAGGACAAAUAAUGCACGUCGAUAUAGCUAAAGGUGUCUACAUGCAACUGUAUAUGAUAUCGGGAUUGUUAAAAUUUAAAUUUUCUUGUGGAUAUCAAACGAUGUUGUUGAGUGAAUUGAAGACGUUUGUUAAUAAAGGUUAUCCUAUGAAGAUUGAGACUAGGCUAGAUUUGUACCCAAAAGAGCAAUACUGUAAUGCUACUCUUCGUUUAAACGACACAGUUGCAAUGAGUGGCGGACAAGUGGCAAAUAUAAGUUCCAUUGACCACAAUGCCACUCUACAUCUGGGUAAUACGAUUGAUGAUAGAGAUCUUAAUAAUAAACCUUUUAUUGGUUGCAUCAAGGAUUUAAUGGUAAAUGGUGAGGAGCGCGAAGUAUUCGGUGACGCGUUCUUAGCUGGUGAAGUAAGUGAGUGCGGUUCGCUGUCGUGUUUGUCGGCGCCUUGCCUCAACGGUGGCUCCUGUAGCGAUCAUGGCGACACAUACACCUGCUCCUGUCCUAAUGGAUGGAUGGGCGAGCAGUGCAAGCAGUCGGUGUGUGAGCACAGCCCGUGCGAAGCAGGCGGCAGCUGCGUGCGACACCCCGGCACUGGUUUCCUCUGCCUCUGUCCCUACGGGAGACAUGGAAUAUUCUGCGAACACAAUGUGGAAAUAACGCGUCCGUCAUUAGCUCCGAUCAGUGCCGGGAUAUCAUCCUACCUCCUGUACCCACUAUCACCAGCGGCUGUACACUCGGACCGCUUCGAUCUGCGUCUACGUUUCCAUACAACCGACAUGGACCAAAUAUCACUAUUGGCUUUCGUCGGGCAAGCCGGACGGCACGACUCGCGCAGUCAACAUUUGGCGUUGACCUUCGUUAAGGGAUAUAUUAUGCUAACUUGGAAUAUGGGCAGUGGUCCGCGACGCGUGUUUACGUCGCGCGCGCUGUCGGCCCGUCGCGGUGGCCACGCAGUGCGCGUGUGGCGGCGUGGCCGCAGCGCUGGCUUCAGCGUCGACGGCCGUCACAAUGCCUCGGGAAACGCGCCCGCGGCCGACACGCACAUGACGCUUUUACCGUAUCUCUACAUCGGUGGUCAUCCAUCCGAGGGUUUCGCAACACUGCCGCACGACCUGCCGCUGCACAGUGGCUGGCGCGGCUGCGUAUGGGACGUGUCUGGCUCGGUGUCCGGCGGCGGUGCUGGAUCGAGUCGCGCGCUCGCCGGACGCGGCGCCGGACAGUGCGGCGUCGCGCAAUGCACUGCCAAAUCCUGCAACGCACCUAAGGGCGUCUGCAUACAAUCUCCUGCUACUUAUGGAUGCAUUUGUAACGAAGGUUGGUUCGGGCCUACUUGUUCGUCCAAAAGAAAUCCGUGUGAUAGUUUUGUAUCAAAAUGUCAAGGAAGAUGCGUUAUAACUACUAAUAACGAUGCCCAGUGUGACUGCCCUUAUGGAAAAGCUGGAACAAAUUGUGAUCAAGAUCUGAUACCAACAGACGUCCUAUUCACUGGCAUUAGAUCGUACAUCAGCUUACACCCACGUACGAUAUCCAGCGUGAGUGUAUCACUGGAAGCUGAGAUCAAGCCAUCCAAAGAACGCGGAUUGGUACUGUUUGGGGAGACACCACACUUCUACACCACGCUGUCGAUGCAGGGCGGACUGCUGGAGUAUCGAUGGAUAGAUCGUGUGUCAGGCAUGACCUCGCUGGUGCGGAGCGGGGUGGUCCUGUCCAUGUCACAGUGGCAUAACGUGAAGGCGGGCCGCUACGGAAGCCGGCUGUACGUAUGGGUGGACGGCGCCCUCAGCACAGAAGCCAUGCUCGCGCAUGCGUACCCGCACACCGCUAGCAACGCUUCUAUACAUCUAGGAGGCACGAAUGAUUUAUCGAUGUUGCCGUUCGAUGCAAUGUCUGGACCGCCGGAAUCAUUUACGGGCUGCAUCAGAAAUCUCCACGUCAAUAACAUAUUACUGCCUCUCGAACCACAGAAUAUACGAGAGGGCCGUAACGUUUUGGAUUGCGAUGGUACGGUGUGCGGCGGGGAGACCUGCGGCGGCGGCGCUUGUAGCGUGCAGGCGGGCCGUGCGCACUGCGCUUGCUCGCCCGCGGGCUCUACCGGCACUAGUGGCGCCACCGGUGGUGCCACAACUGCACGCUGCCGCCGCCACGCCGCAUGCACGCCCGCUACUUGCACGCCGCCCGCCGGCGUCUGUAGAAAAGGCACUUGCAUCUGCGCCGCGGGAUUCGCAGGACUUAAUUGUGAAUCUCGUAUAAACAUCACGGUACCGCAGUUCAACGGUGAAUCGCUCAUGUCUUUGGGGCGGCGGUCUGCUUCGAGACACAGCGGACAGCAGCGCGUCGUGCUGCAGAGACCUGACUACCUCACUCUUAAUUUUACUACCGCCGAACCCAAUGGACUACUCGUGUGGUUAGCCAUGGAUUACGAUUACUUGGGCAUAGGUUUAGAAAAAGCUUUUCUCAAGCUAGUGUGGUGUUUUCAACACAACACCACGCAAGAACUAAUUGAAGAACGAAAUUCAGGAUCGUCUCAAGUCGUUAUAAGAUCGGUGCCAAAAGCUGGUUUCUUAUCGGACGGAGAGUGGCACACUCUUGUUUUAAGGCUGGAGAAAAACAACAUUUUGGUGACCGUUGACCAAGCACUGGCCUAUGUUGAAGAGCCAGGAUUAAACAGUAAUGUGAAAUAUGGUGAUGUUGAUGUAUAUAUAGGUGGCAUAACAGAGGACGAUAGUAAAUUGGCAAAGAAGUGGUUCCCACAAAAUUUCAAAGGCUGCAUCGACCACAUAUCAACAAGUCCCGAAAUAUACGUGACCAACUAUACAGAAGUGUACAGCGAAAAUGUGAAAUCGUGCCAACUAUUCCCAAUAUAACCAUACUACCUGCUCGACGGCGUUCGAAAUAUUUUACCUAAGAGUAAACUCCAAAUUCACUGCCUUAUUAGAGGAAAUAAAUAGAAUGUAAUGCUUUUUUAUAAUCGCUAUAUGUAUUUUUAUAGUACAGUCUAGAGCAGUGGUUUCUAAAUUUCUGGCCAAGGAACAUUCAAUAUUUUCAAACGAUUUCAAAAAGAAAAACGUUCUCAAAGCGGUUGUAUUUUUUUUUUAUGUUUAUUACUUCGUAACUCCAUCAGUUGGAAACCGAUUUGAUUUUUUUUUAUAUGAAAGGAUGUACUUACAAAUGGGUACCAUAGAAAUGUAUUUAAAAUCAGUUCCGUAGUCUGUUACAAAAAUUACAAAUACUCAUAAAUGUUCUUAUUUUUCCACGGCACCCUUGGCAACCACAAAACCUACUUUAGAAAAUACUGGUCUAGAAUAAUUUUCUAAAGAGGUUCUCCUACCUAAACCAAAGGCAGAAGGGAGAGAGGGGAUUGUUAAUAGCGGCAGCUAGUGGCCCCAAUAUAGCAAUAUACCUUGUCAGGUCGACUUUACAUGGCUCCCCCCUGAAAACCAACGUAAUUAAUUCUUAAUGAAUUUGUCACGAUGGGCUAUCUGACCUGCUCUUAUCCUCACCUAUCAUUACUUGCUGAUGCCCAAUCAGGGUAUACGAAGUGUUUCAAUCAUCUAUAAAAAAAAUGGCAUAAGGCACAGGGCCCAUGAGUUCAUAGAGCUCAUACAAGUCUUGUGUAGUCAAAAUACUCAUAGUACAAAGAUUUUUCUAGUCUUCAUAUCGGACCAAAAUUGUGUCUUAAUAAUGUACUUGUUAACGUUUUACUUCUCUAUUUAAAUAAUUUUAAGGUACCUAAGUACUGAUUAUACCGCCAACG